Neomonachus schauinslandi (Hawaiian monk seal) is the source of this 1570-nucleotide messenger RNA. It is a transcript of the gene RSL1D1, whose product is annotated as ribosomal L1 domain containing 1. The record is from RefSeq and is a predicted model, not a curated record. Lineage: Eukaryota; Metazoa; Chordata; Mammalia; Carnivora; Phocidae.
CGCGCGCGUUUGCACGAGGUGAGAGCGAAAUGGAGCGUUCGGCUUCCACGCCACCCUCAUCCUCAACCGCAGCCUCGGCCUCCGCUCCGGCGACCCCGGCCUCCGUGGAGCAGCUGGACAAAGGACAGAUUAGAAAGGCGGUGGAAGCUCUGGUGGCACAUUCCAAGUCCAGGAAAAACGCCAAUGGAUUGCUUUUGAAUGAGAAUGAAAAUUUCUUUUUAAUGGUGGUAUUGUGGAAGAUUCCAAGUAAAGAACUGAGGGUCAGAUUGUCCUUGCCUCAUGGUAUUCGAUCAGAUUUAACAGAUAUUUGUUUACUUACCAAGGAUGAACCCAAUUUAACUCCUGAAAAGACAGAACGGUUUUACAAGAAGCUUUUGAACAAGCAUGGAAUUAAAACCAUAUCUCAGAUUAUCCCCCUCCGAACUUUAAAAAAGGAGUAUAAAGCCUAUGAAGCCAAGCUCCGCCUCCUGGGCAGUUUUGACUUCUUCCUCACUGAUGCAAGAAUCAGGCGGCUCUUGCCAUCCCACCUAGGGAGACAUUUCUAUCACAGAAAGAAAGUUCCGGUGCCUGUGAACCUUCUGGCCAAGAAUUUAUCCAGGGAGAUCAAUGAAUGCAUAGGUGGAACGGUUUUAAACAUCUCUAAAAGUGGUUCCUGCAGUACUAUCCGCGUUGGCCACACUGGAAUGGAGGUUGAACACGUCGUUGAUAACAUCAUCGCCGUGACGAAGGGGCUUUCCCAAAAGUUGCCAGAGAAGUGGGAAAGCGUGAAACUCCUGUAUGUGAAAACUGAGAGGUCCGCUUCCCUGCCCAUCUUUUCCUCAUUUGUUAGCUGUCAGGAUGAAGCAAAGGGAUUAUGCACCCCCAGUCAGAAGAAAAAGGAAGCAAAGAAAAAACAAAAACAAAAAGAGUAUCGUGAAAAACAAAAAGAGAAGAAGAAAAACAAAAGGCUUAUGAAGCAGGCUAGAAAAGCUCCGUCGGCCCCAGAGAAAGAGGACACGGGCCCCAAAACUGGUGGUACCCCAGCGCCCGACCCUCCCCCCCAGAAGGAGGAGCCGAGAGCACACAAGAAGAAAGAGGGCAGUAGAGUGAAAGCUCAGUCUAAGGUGCAGGAGGAAUCCGAAGACGAGAUCCCUCUGCUGGUGCCAAUAGGGAAGAUGCCAGCGAAAGGAAACGCAGAGGUGCAAAAACACGCCGCAGGAAAGAAGUCUCCAAAAAAGAGUCCUGCCCCCAGCACACCCCGUGGGAAGAAGAGAAAGGCCUUUCCGGGUUUGGAGACCCCGAAGGCUGCAGAGCCCAAGACCCCAGGCAAUGGCCUGGGGAAGAAGCCAAGAAUCAAAGAAGAGGCAGAGAAAGAAAAAAACUCUUCACUGGGGAAAAAAGACCCAAGACAGAUGACCAAAAAGCCAGGGGCCAAGUUCUUCACUACUGCUAGUAAAUCUGCGAAAAAAGCUCCCCGCACCCCAAAACAGUGGCCCAAAAAGCCCAAAGUACCCCAGUCGACCUAAAAAUCAAGAGACUCAAGCAGAAGGAAACAUCCACACUCCCCGAAGAGCUUUUUAAAAAUGCCGGG